AUGCGUAGCGUCGUCUAUCCAGUAGCGUUCCUGGCUGCUCUCUCCGGCCUUGUCAAAGCUGGCGAUGCACCAGCCUUUGUCGACCAUGCUCCUGCUUCGCCUGCGAUGAGCAACCUCAUGGAUCGGAUCUCCGCACGCAUUGGCUCCGGUCUCGCUGUCAACAAGGCGCCUGCCUUCCUCAAGUCGAACGCUACUUCAGCUUCCAACGAGACGACAGCGAGCGGCGGAGAAGCGAAGAAGUCAGAUCUCACUGCUCGCACCUUUGGCGAGCCCUACAAGCUUGCCCCUCGAGAAGGUCCCAAUGUCAAGGCAGAGAUCUUGGCAGCGCUCAAAACGGCGGGCAACAUGACCACCGGCUCGGCGACCAACAUGACCAGCUCAAGUGGCACAGUCAAGGUCGCCACGCCUCCCCACAACAACGCACACCCUGGCGAGCCCAUCAGUAAUGUCACUGCGGCAUCGCCAAUCAACAAUGCCACAACGGGCAUGCCUGCAAUGACGCCGGUCGUCGAUGAGCAGCUCGUCAGACGUGCCCACAACCACACACAUCACGCCAAGCACACUGCUAAUCCGAAUGUUGCCAAGGCGGCCAAGCUGGCCAAUACGAGUGCACGCGUGCUGGCCCCCGCCAGAGCCAGCGCAGCCAGCGGGUCUACCCACGCAGCUGCUGCUUCAUCUGCCUCGCCGGCCAGCGUUGCCGCAGCGUCAGCCUCUGCCACAUCAUCUGCGGACGGUAUGGGUCCCUACACGGGCAUGAUCGGCCUCUGGGGUGGUUAUAUGCCCGCCGAGACGCCCGAUGCUGGCUUCCCGGCCCCGUCAGCGGCGCCCAUUGCCGUCAAACGCAACGCAGAUGCCUCUCCUGAUGACCCAUGGGGUAACGCUGCAACGUGGUUCACGGGUGGGACUGGUCUCUGGUUCGGCGGCGCAUCUGUCGGCGGGAUGGUCACGCCGUCAUCAUUGCCCUCGAGUUUGCCCAUCCCCGUCGUCAGCGCCGCACCUGUCGCCGUGUCUUCUCCGGUCCCUGCAGUCGAUGUCAGCGUGCCCAUCAGCAGUGCCGUCGGUGCUUCGACUAUCGCUACAGACUCUGCCGCGCCAGUCUUGGUCGCAGCGCCCUCGUCGGUGAUCAGCUCGACCGCACCUUCUGUAAGCUCGUCGACGCUCAGCUUCUUUUCCAUUCCUGACACGAUCCUGCUCAAGCUUGCUCCGACAGCGCCGGCUGCUGUCCGAGUCGUCACUACGACCGUCACAACGACGACUACAUAUACCAAGCGGUACCACAGACAUUCGAGCUCGACCGCGACCGCACUGCCUAGCUCGACCGGUAUGGUCCGCCGUCACCGCCAAGAGCGUCGCGGCCCAGUGCUCAUCCAUUAG
Mixia osmundae IAM 14324 is the source of this 1374-nucleotide messenger RNA. RefSeq lists its product as uncharacterized. The record is from RefSeq and is a predicted model, not a curated record. The transcript is spliced from 4 exons. Bases 1 to 1374 code for a protein of 457 amino acids. Lineage: Eukaryota; Fungi; Basidiomycota; Mixiomycetes; Mixiales; Mixiaceae.